AUGAAAAAUUUUACUAAUAUAGGCAAAAAAAUAAUAGGAAUAGGACAACUUGGUAAUGCAGUACCAGCCAACCCAUUUUUCUUUUUGAAGCCAACCAGUUCUUAUGUAUUACAAGGCCAAAAUAUUGAAUUGCCCAAAGGAUGCAUUGUACACCAUGAAGAAUCAGAAGCAUUUGAAUAUGUUGAUGGAUAUGCAUUAGGAAUUGAUUUGACAGCUAGAAACGUUCAAGACGUUGCAAAGAAAAACAGAUUGCCAUGGAGUGUUGCUAAAGGAUUUGACACAUUUACGCCAAUCGGAGAUUUUAUACCGAAAAAAGAGAUAAAAGAUCCUUCGAAUAUCGAUGAUGAGGUAAAGCAAAAUGGAGACACAAAAGAUAUGAUAUUUCCCAUACCAAAAUUGAUACAAUUUAUUAGAACUCCAUCGGGCGUUGGACCUAUAAAAUCAGGACAAAUUGUUACAGCAGGACUCAACACAAACAAUAAUAAGAAUAUAUCAAAUAUUAAAUUUUCUGUUGUUGAUAGAGAUGGAUUGUUUGAAUUUAAAGAAUAA
Entrophospora sp. SA101 is the source of this 549-nucleotide messenger RNA. The record is from the annotation of a GenBank genome assembly. NCBI's taxonomy places the organism in Eukaryota, Fungi, Glomeromycota, Glomeromycetes, Entrophosporales, Entrophosporaceae.